AUGUCAUCAACAUCUACUUUCAAAAUCAAGGGCCUGACCUCACUUGAUCUCCCUUCUGACAAGAUAGAAGUAGAGGUCGAGAAGAUCGAGAAGGGGAAACUCUUGCUCUUGAAACAUGGCGGCCAGAUCCAUGCACUCACUGCUAAUUGUACGCAUUAUGGGGCGCCGCUGGUAAAGGGCGUGCUCAGUCCGGAUGCAAGACUGACUUGUCCAUGGCAUGGUGCUUGCUUUAAUAUUACAACUGGAGACGUGGAAGACGCGCCAGCUUUGAAUGCGCUGCAUAAAUAUGAAGUAUUUGAGAAGGAUGGCGGUGUCUAUGUCAAGGCGGAUGAAGCCACCUUCAAGGAAAAUGGCAGACUUCCCGUAUCUUCCUGCAGUGUUGCGCAACAAGAUCAGAAGGUUGUGAUUAUCGGAGGCGGAAGCGCAACAAUCGGAGCAGUAGAAGUACUCCGCGAGCAUGGCUUCAAUGGCCAGAUCACAAUAAUUUCCAAGGAGGCCAACCUCCCCCUUGACAGAACAAAGCUCUCCAAAGCCCUGAUCCCGGAACCAGAGAAGCUCCUCCUGAGACCGCAAGAGUGGUACACCUCAGUCUCCAUCUCCGUGGUCUCAGACGAAGCCACCUCUGUCGAUUUCACAAACAAAACCGUAGCUACCAAAUCCGGCAAGUCUAUUCCAUAUACAAAGCUAAUCCUCGCUACAGGUGGAACCCCUCGCCACCUGCCACUGCCCGGCUUCAAAGAGCUGGGGAACAUCUUCGUCCUCCGCACCAUACAAGACGUGCAGGCCAUCCUAGCCGCUGUGGGUUCUACCAAAAAGAAAGAAAUUGUAGUAAUCGGCAGCUCCUUCAUCGGCAUGGAAGUAGGCAACGCGCUCUCCAAAGAGAACAAUAUAAAAAUCGUCGGCAUUGAAUCCGCGCCGCUCGAGCGCAUAAUGGGUGCCAAAAUCGGGCGCAUCUUCCAAAAUAACCUGGAGAAAAACGGCGUUAAGUUCUACAUGUCUGCUUCCGUCGAUAAAGCGACACCGUCUUCCGCAGAUCCGUCAAAGGUAGGCGCCGUCCACUUCAAGGACGGUACCUCUCUGCCAGCUGAUCUCGUCAUCCUGGGUGUUGGAGUCAGCCCAGCCACUGAAUUCCUCCGCGAUAACCCCAGCGUAACCCUGGAACGCGACGGGUCCCUCAGGACGGACGAAUACUUUGCCGUCGAGUGCCUGAAGGGAAACAACAGCGACGGCAGCAGCAGCGAUGUCUACGCAAUCGGCGACAUCGCCACAUACCCCUAUCUCGGGCCUGGGGCAGGGCAAGGCGGCCAUUCGCAUGUACGCAUCGAGCACUGGGACGUAGCACAAAAUGCGGGGAGAAGCGUUGGGCGUACCAUCGCCCACGCCUUCUCGAGCAACAGUUCCGUGCCUCUGAAAGCGAAAUCAUUCAUUCCGAUCUUCUGGUCAUCGCUCGGUGGGCAGCUGCGUUACUGUGGAAAUACGAUGAAUGGCUUUGACGAUUUGAUUGUCAAGGGGGAACCUGAGGCGGCGAAGUUUGUGGCGUAUUAUGUGCUGGGUGAGACGGUGGUGGCAGUUGCGAGUCUGGGAAUGGACCCGAUUGUUAUGAAGUGUGCACAGUUGAUGAAGAGAGGGAAGAUGUUAGGGAAAAAAGAGGUGAUCGAGGGAGUGGAUGUGUUGAAGGUAGAUUUGGAAUGA
Histoplasma mississippiense is the source of this 1692-nucleotide messenger RNA. RefSeq lists its product as hypothetical. The transcript is spliced from 3 exons. Gene Ontology annotation, molecular function: 2 iron, 2 sulfur cluster binding; oxidoreductase activity, acting on NAD(P)H; flavin adenine dinucleotide binding. Lineage: Eukaryota; Fungi; Ascomycota; Eurotiomycetes; Onygenales; Ajellomycetaceae. Gene Ontology annotation, cellular component: cytoplasm. The record is from RefSeq and is a predicted model, not a curated record. The coding region runs from base 1 to 1692 and encodes 563 amino acids.